Molecule: messenger RNA, 851 nt
Organism: Trichoderma atroviride IMI 206040
Lineage: Eukaryota; Fungi; Ascomycota; Sordariomycetes; Hypocreales; Hypocreaceae
Source: RefSeq, a predicted model, not a curated record
GUGCGAUAUACCUGAUAGGCAUGUCAACUAUUCAACUAAAUACGCUCCAUUCCAGUUUGCAAAAGAUAAGCUUUGAAAAAAAUACCACUAGUACCUUACAUGUGUACCUAAUAUCGCUCGGUUAGAAUGAAAUUAUUUUAACCAACUAUUAGACAGGAAACAGACCAAGACGAGUAUUCCAUGAUUUAACAGCACUGAACAGAGAAGCAUGGCCAACGUGGACACGAGAAUCAACUCUGUGGAGUCUGUCCUCAAGAACAUUCAACAAACCAUCUCUCAGAUGCAGGAGGACCACAAUGGCAUGAAAGAAAAUAUUGACCGCUUAGGAUCGAUGGCCACACCACACGUCCCAAGCCACCAUGCCGUGCCAACCCCAGUAUAUACGUUUGUACCUGUACCUACACAUGAGUUUGCACUUUCGUUCGUCGCCAGAUUGGUGGAAUAACAGAAGAUUCGGCCCGUAUUGAUGGCUCAAGCGUUGAGGGAUGGGUCUACAGAUGGUAGGUAGUAUUGAAUAGUACGAUGCUGAAUACACGUGGUUGGCCGCAGAGAAUUAUAGUGCUUAGGUAUGGCAUUUUGGCUGCCAAGCCAAGCCAGUAGUUGCAAAUAGCCUUGUUCUCCUUUGGGUGAAUGGAGUUUGCCGUCUUUCAGCAGCUUGCCUUGGAACUUGGUUUCGAAAUGGCUGUGGCACAUGGUCUGCAGAAUGAUCAUAUUGCCAAUAAUACUUUUCAAUCCUAUCGCUGUUUUGAUCUGUUGGCGUGUGCUUGGGGGAAACGGGAAGAUGCUCGAGUAUUAGUUGGUCCAUUGUCUGACCAAGUUAUUGGCCAUGGACAAUGGCAUGGACAAAAUUA